AGCUAGCGUACGGCCAAUUUGCGCGUCACGAGGGAGGCAGGCCAUAUCCAUAUGUUGAGGGUUGCCACACAUACCAAGGAACAGUUGAUGUGGCCACUUUAUAUUUCCUUGCCUUGACGUGCGCGCGUAUGCAUGACCUUCUUCCGGUACCUACCGGAACUCCUCUCCUGGGCCUCCCCUUCUUCCAGCUCUUCUUGAUAAGGCCACACUCCGUAGAAGAACAGCACCUUGCGAUGAAAAUGGCGAGAGCCCUGCUCGUCGCUCCUCUUCUCGCCUCGUGCUUUGUGGCGCUCGGCCUGUCCGGCCGCGCCGAUGCGGCGGCCGAGACGAAGACCGUCGGUGUCUACGAGCUCAAGAAGGGGGAUUUCUCCAUCAAGGUCACCAACUGGGGUGCCACCCUCAUGUCCGUGAUCCUCCCCGACUCGAGAGGAAACUUGGGGGAUGUGAUCCUGGGCUACGAUACGGUUGCUGAGUAUGUGAAUGGCACCGCCUACUUUGGAGGGUUGAUCGGCCGCGUCGCCAACAGGAUCGCCAACGCCCGGUUCACGCUGGACGGGAAGGCCUACCGGCUGGUUCCCAACGAUGGCAACAACACGCUACACGGUGGUCACCGGGGAUUCGAUAAGGUCGUAUGGACGGUGAAGGAGCACGUCGCCGGCGGCAGCUCCCCAUUCAUCACUCUGUACUAUCAUAGCUUCGACGGAGAGCAAGGGUUUCCAGGCGAUGUGGACGUGCACGUGAAGUACCAGCUCUCCGGCCCGCACGAGCUGAGCGUGCGCAUGAACGCGACGGCGCGGGGCAAGGCCACCCCGGUGAACCUCGCGCACCACGCCUACUGGAACCUCGGCGGCCACGGCAGCGGCAGCGUCCUCGGCGAGGAGGUCCGCCUCUUCGCCUCCCGGUACACGCCCGUGGAUGCCGCGCUCAUCCCGACGGGCCACCUGGCGCCCGUGGCCGGCACGCCCUACGACUUCCGCACGCCGGCCGCCGUGGGCUCGCGCAUCGGUGGUCUCCUGAGCCGGGGCGUUAAUGGGUACGACAUCAACUACGUCGUGGACGGCGGGGGCCUGCGCCCGGUGGCAGUUGUCCGGGAUGGCGCGUCCGGUAGGGCGAUGGAGCUGUGGGCGGAUCAGCCCGGGGUGCAGUUCUACACCGCCAACGGGCUGAGUGGCGUGAGGGGGAAGGGCGGCAAGGUCUAUGGCCGAUACGGCGCGCUCUGCUUGGAGACGCAGGGGUUCCCCGACGCCGUGAACCGCCCGAGUUUCCCGUCGCAGAUCGUCCGGCCGGGGAAGGUGUACAUGCAUCACAUGGUGUUCAAGUUCUCCUUCUAGUAUAGCUAGUGGUAGUGUGGUACCCGAGCUUGGUCGUUUGUCAGGCAACACAGCCGCUCUUGUGUUUUGUGUGCUGUCUGAAUUUGAUCGGUUGAGCUUCAAUGGAGGAAUAAAAGCUUGCAUGCUGCAGGUUCAAGCUUUUUUUUUUA
This is a messenger RNA of Aegilops tauschii subsp. strangulata, 1480 nucleotides long. RefSeq lists its product as uncharacterized. The record is from RefSeq and is a predicted model, not a curated record. Gene Ontology annotation, molecular function: aldose 1-epimerase activity; carbohydrate binding. Lineage: Eukaryota; Viridiplantae; Streptophyta; Magnoliopsida; Poales; Poaceae. Gene Ontology annotation, biological process: glucose metabolic process; beta-D-galactose catabolic process via UDP-galactose, Leloir pathway.